UGUGGUGGUGGUGGGUGUGGGGUUUUGGGGUUUUGUGAAUUGAUGAGAGAGAGAGAGAGAGAUAAAGAGCAACACGGCAUUUGUUUUGACUAAUAAGUUGGACUUGGAUUCCUACUUACGUUGAUUGGUGCCAUCUUUAUCCCCUUCUUUGUCACUUUUGAUUAAACAACUAGUUUGUGUCUGUGUCUGUGUUCUUCUCUCCACCCCAUUUCAUGAAGCUCUUGUUUUCCUUUUCCUAGACAGAGAGAGGGUGGAAGGUUCUCUCUUCCCACCUCAGCCAUGGCUCCACCUGGGAAGGUUUCUGAGUUUUGCAGCGAAGGCAAUGAUUGGUUUUGCAAAGCGCGAUUGCUGAGUGAUAUAACUGUCGUGGUGGAUGGCGUGAACUUCCACCUUCACAAGUUUCCUCUCAUAUCAAAAUGUGGGAAGAUAUCACAUAUGUAUGAAGAGUUCGAAAGCACAAGCAGGAGCAUUUUCACUGCAGUUCUGGAGGAACUUCCUGGUGGCCCUGACAUGUUCCUGAUUGCAGCUAAAUUCUGCUAUGGUAUGCGAGUGGAAUUGACUCCAAGAAAUGUAGUGAUGGUGUACUGUGCAGCGGACUACCUUGAAAUGACAGAUGAGUAUGGAGAAGGAAACUUGCUCUCAAAGUCGGAGAGUUUCUUCCAUAACAAUGUACUUCACAACUGGAAAGACUCUAUCUUGGCUCUUCAAAGUUGCGAGCCUGUUAUCCACUGGGCAGAAAAGCUUCACAUAGUAAACAAGUGUAUAAAUGCUAUAUCAGUGAUGGUUUGUACAGAUCCUAGUUUGUUUGGAUGGCCCAUGAUGAUGUAUGGUAGCUUACAGAGUCCUGGUGGAAGCAUCCUGUGGAACGGAAUUAACACCGGAGCGAGAAUUCGAAGCUCUGAGUCUGACUGGUGGUUUGAAGACAUCUCAUACCUCAGUGUGAGUUUGUUUGAGAGGCUUAUGAAGGCAAUGGAAACAAGGGGCAUUAGACCUGAAAACCUAGUGGGUGCUGUAAUGCACUAUGCCAGAAAGUACCUACCUGGCCUAGGACGAUGGCAGGGUGGACAACAUGGUAUACCCAGAACAGUUACAAGUUUCAGUUUGACACCCAUUGCCCUUGAUCAAAAGGUAGUUUUAGAAAGCAUUGAAAAACUUCUUCCCCGAAAGAAGGGGAAAUCGUUUUGCCGUUUUCUACUUGGUCUUCUUCGUGUUGCAUUAAUAUUGGGUGUCAGUCAAACCUGCAAGGAUGCUUUGGAGAGGAGAAUAGGGAUGCAGCUGGAAUUGGCAACCCUAGAUGGUCUUCUAAUUCCUACUUAUUCAGAUGCUGACGCAUUGUACGAUACUGACUGUGUUGAACGGAUAAUCCAUCAUUUUAUGUCGUCAGAAUCAAAGGUUACACCACUUUCUCUGUCAUCUGUCAACAUGGAAACAUCACCUUCGUCAAGACCUUUACAGAAAGUUGCGAAGUUGGUAGAUAGCUAUAUUGCGGAGGUUGCUUCAGAUGUGACUUUAAAACCAGGAAAGAUACGCUCUCUUGCAGAGGCCCUCCCGGAAUCUUCAAGAACUUUAUAUGAUGGGCUGUAUAGGUCGCUGGAUAUAUACUUCAAGGCACACCCUUGGCUCACAGAUAAAGAGAAGGAAGAUCUCUGCAGCAUCAUCGACUUCCAGAAGCUAUCUAUUGAUGCCUGUUCCCAUGCAUCCCAAAAUGAAAGGUUGCCACUCAGAGUUGUUCUUCAAGUACUGUUCUUUGAGCAGAUGCAUUUGAGAACGGCUCUAGCUGGUUGUCUUCAUGGCUUGGAAACUCAUAGUGGCCCUGCAGGUCCUACGACUGUCCAAGGUGACAUGACUGGCCAGAUUAUACAGAGGGAUGGGUGGGUGACUAUGGUGCGUGAGAACCGGGUUCUAAAGGUGGAUAUGGAAAAGAUGAGAUCUAGAGUCGGUGAACUCGAAGAAGAGUUCAGUCAAAUAAAGCAAGAGAUGAAAAAGGUGAGCAAAUCACACAGCUCCCUCAGUUCUCCUCGUGUGGUUGGCAGGAGAAUUGGGUGCAGUCUUCUUUCACAACCAUCUGAUGCUAAACCAGAUGCUAUUCAAAGUACGCGGCCCUCCCCAAGAUCAUCAGUUGAGCAGGGACGCCCUUCGACCUUGCAUAUUAGACACAAAAAAAGUUCCUCGUUGUUUUGAGAGCCAGUCUAUAAGCAAUUGAAGUCUGCCUCAGUACGUAGAGGCUCUGGUUGGUUAACAGAAAGUACCCGAGCAAGGAAUGGAUGGUUCAUGCGUACUCAACAGCCUCGAAACAAUUCCAUGUUUUUGAGAAAGUUUAUUUUCUUCAUAUUUCUGUUAACCAACCAGAAUAGUUUCCGAGUUAUAGGGCAACGGUUGGAACUUGGCCAAUAUCAGGAGGAACCAUUAUAUUUUAAGAAGUUACUCUUACCUUACCUGUUACAGGAUGCUAGUCCCAUCCGAGAUUCGAAAUCAGAAAUCUGUGCUCUGCAUCUUGAUACGGAGGUUUGUUACACGUAAAUACACCUUGUUUUACACGGAUUUUUUUUUUUUUUUCAAUUAGCAUGUUUAUGGGUUUAUACAUGUACAUGUUUAUGACCCGAAUUGUAACUUAUAGGUUGUGAAAUAGUGGAAAAUAUUGGUAAUAUAUGAAUUUGAAUUUGUUUGCCUUCC
This is a messenger RNA of Malus domestica (apple), 2673 nucleotides long. RefSeq names its product BTB/POZ domain-containing protein At3g44820-like. The record is from RefSeq and is a predicted model, not a curated record. Gene Ontology annotation, molecular function: protein binding. Lineage: Eukaryota; Viridiplantae; Streptophyta; Magnoliopsida; Rosales; Rosaceae.